AUGAUUCCUCCCCUGCUUUUGAAUUCCCUUCUUUCGCGGAAGGCGAUUAUCCUUCAACACAGUCUCCCCUGCAAAAAGAAACGACGCCUCGCCGCAGUCGAUUCGGAUCCAGUCCUUCUUGCUCUCUGCAGCUGUGCGCGGAUUCUUGUGCACUCUUCGCCUGUCUGCGCCGCUGAAACAAGAAUGACGGCGACGCUCGACAAGAAAAUCGCCUUUAUAGGGGCGGGCGUGAUGGCCUUUGCACUUGCGAAGGGAUUCGUCGAUUCGGAGAGAGUGAAGAAAGAGCAGGUGUACAUGCUGGUCCGAAACGAGACGAAACGCUCUCUCGUCGAAGAUUUGGGCUACAAAUCUUUCCAAAACAUUGCCGGACUGGCGGACGUCGACAUCGUCGUGAUUUCGGUGAAGCCGCAAGAUGCCGUUCAAGUGCUGUGCGACAUUCGCAUGGUCGUGGACAAGGAGAAACAUCUUUUGAUUUCGAUCUGCGCUGGGCUGAGUCUCGACACUCUGGCUAGGGCGUUGGAUCCGAGCGCGCUGAAUCGCCGCAUUUGUCGAGUGAUGCCCAACACACCAUCCCAGGUCGCGCGCGGCGUCAGCGUCUUUGCGCUGGGAGAAGGCUGCACAGACGAAGACCGAGUUACAGUGGAGUCGUUGAUGACUGCGGUCGGAAGUUGCUACAGAGUCCAAGAAAAACAUAUCGCAGCUGCAGGCGCCAUCAGUGGAUCUGGACCGGCAUUCAUUUUCACUCUCCUGGAGGCCUUGUCGGACGCGGGAGUUAAAAACGGCUUGCCUCGGAAGCUGGCGCAGGACUUGGCGCUGGACAUGGUAGAGGGAAGCGCUGCACUUGCUCGCGUGGAGUUCGGCAGACGACAUUUCGCGGAGUUGAAGGACCAAGUGACUUCUCCGGGAGGCACGACGAUUGCAGGCAUUGCAGCUCUGGAACGCUGGGGAUUUCGGAAUGCCAUUAUUCAGGCGAUCGAUGCAACUACUGAUCGUGCGAAAGAUUUGGAUUGCUGA
Molecule: messenger RNA, 1014 nt
Organism: Toxoplasma gondii ME49
Lineage: Eukaryota; Apicomplexa; Conoidasida; Eucoccidiorida; Sarcocystidae
Product: pyrroline-5-carboxylate reductase
Exons: 8
Coding region: 1-1014 (337 amino acids)
Biological process (GO): L-proline biosynthetic process
Molecular function (GO): pyrroline-5-carboxylate reductase activity
Source: RefSeq, a predicted model, not a curated record